Acaromyces ingoldii is the source of this 2356-nucleotide messenger RNA. RefSeq lists its product as hypothetical. The record is from RefSeq and is a predicted model, not a curated record. NCBI's taxonomy places the organism in Eukaryota, Fungi, Basidiomycota, Exobasidiomycetes, Exobasidiales, Cryptobasidiaceae. Bases 16 to 2202 code for a protein of 728 amino acids. The transcript is spliced from 2 exons.
AGACUUCUCCAGACCAUGGCGUUCGCAGCAAAGAGGGCGCUGCUCAAUCCUCGCUUCGAAGCCUAUCGCUUGAUUGAUGACGACGACGGAGAUGCCUCCUCUCGAGUCGUCGAACAGUCCUUUCCACUCCCUGGCAGCACCUUCUCAUCUUCCUCGUCGGCAGCGGCUCCGCUAGGAUACAAGGAGCUCAAGGAUCGCUCGAGGCACCCUCACCUCGCAGCGGGCGCGAGGCCGAAUCAGGCUGCUUACAUUGACGGCAAUGGCUUUGUUGUCCUUGUGACGUUCGAACCAGAGGACCUACACCCGUCAUUCCAUCCCCUUCACCGUAUUUCGACAGCAACCAAGGAGCUCCCAUCUCUGAUAGCAAUCGACAGCGAUCGAUGGCUCGUCUCGGAUGGCAAUGGUCUUGUUUCCCUUCUGCGCACCUCGCAACUGGAGUCUUCCUCGAGAUGGACUGGGGCGAUAGUCAAGACAUGGGCCCUUGGCCAGCAAGAGCCUUUCAAGCUACUGUCAGCCGUCCAACUGCGCCAAAAAGACUGUAUUCAAUUCGUACUGCAAAGAGCAGAUAGGGUCGAGCAAAUGGUUACUAAGCGACCCGGACUAGGAGGAAGCAUGGGUUCCUCGUCAGCGACUUGGCCAACAGCGCAGACGGUGUUCGAGAUUCUCGUGACUCGGAUUCAGCUCGGGGACGAAGUUGGAGUCGGAUUGGGAGCGGAAGGCGGUGACCAGGCGGCAGGAUCGGCAGUGACAGUGAUGGAGCUGGUGGAAAGGUUCGUUUCAGAUGAACCGUGCUACUUUGUUGAGCAGGACGAAGCGACAGUCUAUCUCGCGGCCGAAGCCCCCAUUCGUAUGGAUCCUAGUAAGGAAGGGGCCGCUUCGCCGCAAUCGCCGCCACCAGGAAAGAGAGCCAAAGUCACGCAGGAGGAAGAUGUGUCCAAAUUAUCAGGCCAGAAUCACGAAAAAUUGAGACCGAAGAGACCGCCACCGCCUUAUUCAUGGACACAGACUUCUGAGACUGUGACGGUCGUCUUUAUGCUUCCGUCGACCGUCGAGAAACGCAAUGUGCGCUGCCAAUUUACGAGCAAAGCCCUUCAACUCAAGCUGUCUCCUACCUCCUCCUCCAACGACGGACCACGGAUUGUCGAGAUCGGAAAUGGAACUGAGGAAGAGGAAGAAGAGAGCGAGGCGGCGCAUCCAGCUGCUCAAAAUCUCAAGGACGGUCGGUACGCACCGCGAAGCUUUUGGGCAGACACAGACCCGGACGGAUCGGUCUGGACUUGGGAGAAAGUUCAUGGGAAGAGCACUGAGAAGGAAAAGCAGGUGAGCCUUUUGACGUUGCACCUUGAGAAGGCCCAAGUCGGAUCGAGGUGGACAACCGUCUUCAAAGAUGAGGAGGAAGAGGAGGUGCCGGAGACGCUCGACCCGACAGAGCUUCUCGAUGUUCUGGACGGUCUCGAAAGAUAUGCCGGACCGGAGUCGACCGGCGGCAACGUUGGAGGGACCACGGCUGAUGAAACAAAACCAUCGAGUCUGCUGCAAGACGGUCUGGAGGAGGAAGAUGCGACCGUAGGAAAGCCCUGCUUUGUGCUGCGAAUGCAAACAACCCCGCCUUCCGAGGUCCAAGCCAUGAUCCCCGUGUCAAAAGAGUAUGGACCAGGUCCACUGAUGUGUCUCGCGACACCGCUCCCUUUCUCACCGGAGAGUCUUGCCGCUAAACUCGUCUUCAAAAGAGACCUGGACGGCAUAGUCUUUGAACAGGAGCCCUCUCAAGGGUGGAAUCACGUUGAGACGUUGCCGGCGCUCGCAUACGUUCUCGCGUCCAAACGAGACGCCCACCGGACUUACAUCUUCCCUCGACGAUCGACGGAGGGCUCCGUCGUGCUGGCCUUUGAAAAUGCACCCGCUGUCGAGGAAGAGAGGCGGCACGGCACGUCAUCGAUGGGCGCGGGGAAUCUAUUCGUCUAUUACACGCCCAAGAAUGUCGCCCAACCGGGGCAGCCGUUGCGCUAUGACAACACAUCGAGGAGCAGAGUCAUACGAUUGGGCACUCGACAAGACUCGAAAGAGGACCAGGAGCAAGGCAGCCCAAGUGGACCUCUCGUCUCUGUCGCAGCACUUCAUCUCGAGACUGCGUCAGGAGGCGAGGAUGUACUGGUGUGCCUCUGCCAAAAGAGGCUCUUGCUGUUGACAAACGUCUUGUAGCGUAAUAAGAUCGAUUGUCCACGAAGAGCAAGACUAACGGUACAAGAACUGGCAGGCAAGACGAGAUGCUAAAAGCUGGUCGUUAUGAGAAUGUCCUUCAGUAUGCGUGAGAAUAGUACUGGUCGCCUCCUUGCCCUUCGGAGGCACCUGUGGC